CAAUGGACCUCUAAUCAAGCAACCUCUCUAUAUUCCAACACUUCAAGGUUCCUUUUGUUCUUCAACGCUCCCAGAUAGACAGAGAGAGUUCUAAUCGAUCGCCGUAGACAGACGAGUUGAGCGAGUCGAAAAAUGGAGCAAAAGUACGAGCAGUUCAAAGGCCAGCCGAGACUCCCCACAUCCGUGGUCCCGAAACGCUACGAAAUCAAGCUCAAGCCGGACCUCGCCAGUUGCACAUUCGCCGGCACCGUCGAAAUCUCAGUCGACGUCGUCGCCGAAACCAAGUUCAUCGUCCUCAACGCGGCGGAUCUCACCGUCAGCCGCGACGGCGUGCGCUUCAGCAGCGGCGCCAAGGUAUUGGAGGUUCAGCUGUUCGAGGCGGAUGAGAUCAUGGUGGUGGAGUUUUCCGAGUAUCUCCCGCUUGGAGUCGGGGUUUUGUGCAUUGCCUUUGAAGGAACCUUAAAUGACAAAAUGAAAGGCUUCUACAGAAGCACUUAUGAGCAUAAUGCGGUGAAGAAGAACAUGGCAGUGACGCAGUUUGAACCAGCUGAUGCUAGGAGGUGCUUUCCUUGCUGGGAUGAACCUGCUUGUAAGGCUACAUUCAAGAUCACAUUGGAAGUGCCAACUGAGCUUGUAGCUCUUUCCAAUAUGCCAAUUGUUGAAGAAAAAAGGGAUGGCGUUAUUAAGACUGUUCACUAUGAGGAAUCACCUAUCAUGUCUACGUAUUUGGUGGCAGUUGUCAUUGGUUUGUUCGAUUAUGUGGAAGAUCAUACAUCUGAUGGGAUCAAAGUUCGGGUUUACUGCCAAGUUGGUAAGGAAAAUCAAGGGAAAUUCGCUUUAGAUGUUGCUGUCAAGACACUUGACUUUUACAAAAAGUACUUUGCUGAGCCAUAUUCACUACCCAAAUUAGAUAUGGUUGCAAUCCCUGAUUUUGCUGCUGGAGCCAUGGAAAAUUAUGGUCUAGUUACAUAUCGUGAAACGGCUUUGCUAUAUGAUGACAAACACUCGGCAGCUUCGAACAAGCAAAGGGUUGCUACUGUUGUGGCUCAUGAACUUGCACACCAAUGGUUUGGCAACCUGGUGACAAUGGAAUGGUGGACUCAUCUUUGGCUGAAUGAGGGCUUUGCAACAUGGGUGAGCUAUUUGGCAACUGAUAGCUUGUUUCCAGAAUGGAAAAUUUGGACACAGUUUCUUGACGAAAUUACUGAGGGUCUUCGGUUGGAUGGGCUUGCCGAAUCGCAUCCCAUUGAGGUGGAGAUUAAUCAUGCUUGCGAGAUUGAUGAAAUAUUUGAUGCUAUUAGCUAUAGGAAAGGUGCAUCUCUUAUCCGCAUGCUGCAAAGCUAUCUUGGUCCGGAAUGCUUUCAGAGGGCACUUGCUUCGUACAUAAAGCAAUAUUCCUGUUCAAAUGCAAAGACAGAAGAUUUGUGGGCUGUCCUUGAGGAGGAAUCUGGUGAACCUGUGAACCAGCUGAUGAAUUCAUGGACAAAGCAAAAAGGUUACCCUGUUGUCACUGUCAAAGUCAAUGAUGAAAACUUGGAGUUUGAGCAGUCACAAUUCUUGUUGAGUGGUUGUCAUGGUGAUGGGCAGUGGAUUGUGCCAAUGACGUUAUGUUGUGGCUCAUAUGAUGUUCGCAAGAAUUUUCUAUUGCAAGGAACAUAUGAAAGUCUAGAUACUAAGGACUUCCUUGUUUGCUCAAUUUCCAAAGGCAGGCUUGCAGAGACAGGAACUUGGGUAAAACUGAAUGUCGACCAGACGGGUUUCUAUAGGGUGAAAUACGAUGAUGAACUUGCGAGCAGACUUAGAUACGCAAUAGAGACCAAAUGUUUGUCUGCGACAGAUAGAUUUGGAAUUUUGGAUGAUUCAUAUGCCUUGUGUAUGGCUUGCCAGUUGCCUUUGGCCUCCUUACUUACUUUGAUGGGUGCCUACAAAGGGGAACUUGAAUACACUGUUCUGUCGAACUUGAUUAGUAUAAGUAACAAAAUUGCAAGAAUUGCAGCUGAUGCAGCUCCUGAACUGCUGGAUGACGUCAAACUAUUCUUUAUUAACUUAUUCCAGUAUCCUGCAGAAAAACUUGGAUGGGAUCCUAAGCAAGGUGAGAGCCACUUAGAUGCCAUGUUGAGGGGUGAGAUCUUGACAGCCCUGGCCCAGUUUGGACAUGAUGUUACACAACAUGAAGCAAGGAGGCGUUUUGAUGCAUUCUUGAAUGACAGACAUACACCCCUUCUCCCUCCUGACACAAGAAGGGCAGCAUAUGUGGCUGUGAUGCAAAAUGUCAGCACAUUAAAUCGAUCAGGUUAUGAAUCGCUUUUAAAGAUCUAUAGAGAAACUGACCAGAGUCAGGAGAAAACUCGAAUUCUCGGUUCUUUAGCAUCCUGUCCAGAUCCAGAUGUUGUGCUUGAAGUUCUCAACUUUUUGUUGUCCUCUGAGGUUCGCAGCCAAGAUGCUGUCUUUGGAAUUCAUGUUGGUAUAGAAGGGCGUGAAACAGCUUGGAGGUGGUUAAAGGAAAAUUGGGAUCAUAUCUCAAAAACUUGGGGUUCUGGAUUUCUGAUCACCCGCUUUGUCAGCGUCAUCGUGUCACCGUUUUCUUCUUAUGAGAAAGCAAAAGAAGUGGAGGAGUUUUUUGCAAGCCGUAGUAAGCCUUCAAUCACAAGGACCCUGAAGCAGAGCCUUGAGCGGGUUCACAUUAAUGCCAAGUGGGUUCAGAGCAUUCAGACUGAGAAACAUCUAGCAGAAGCUGUGCAAGAGUUGGCAUGCAGGAAAUAGUAGGAAACACUUAUGUUCGGCUGCCUCACUUUGAUAUCAAAAGAGCCUUUUCAGAUUGGAUUUCCGCUAUUGGUAACCAAAACUUUCAAAAUAAGAGCAACGUAGUAAAUUAGUAAUAAUUGACCCUGAGCAAACAAAGCACUUUGUUCUGUACACUUUGGAUGAGAUCAAGGAUUUCAUUUUACAUGUGACUUCUUUCA
Molecule: messenger RNA, 2963 nt
Organism: Rhododendron vialii
Lineage: Eukaryota; Viridiplantae; Streptophyta; Magnoliopsida; Ericales; Ericaceae
Product: aminopeptidase M1
Exons: 19
Coding region: 133-2763 (876 amino acids)
Biological process (GO): peptide catabolic process; proteolysis
Cellular component (GO): cytoplasm
Molecular function (GO): zinc ion binding; peptide binding; metalloaminopeptidase activity
Source: RefSeq, a predicted model, not a curated record